Messenger RNA from Triticum turgidum subsp. durum (durum wheat), 2658 nucleotides. Lineage: Eukaryota; Viridiplantae; Streptophyta; Magnoliopsida; Poales; Poaceae. The record is from the annotation of a GenBank genome assembly.
AUGUUAAAAUCUGUUUGUUUGAUGUUUGUUAGGACAGUUGAUACAGCCAUGGAUAUCACUCAGAUUCUCCUAGCCGCGCAAUCUCCGGACGGUAACCUUCGGUCGGUAGCAGAAAGCAGCCUUAAGCUGUUUCAGGAGCAGAAUCUUCCCAGGUUCCUGCUUUCCUUAUCAGUGGAGCUCUCGAAUGACGAAAGGCCGCCAGAGUCUAGAAGACUUGCUGGCAUUAUCCUUAAGAAUUCGUUGGAUGCCAAGGAUUGUUCAAGGAAGGAGCUACUUGGUCAGCAAUGGGUCAGCCUGGACCUGUCGAUCAAAUCGAGGAUCAAGGAAUCGUUGCUGCUAACGCUAGGAUCUUCGGUGCCUGAUGCAAGGCAGGUCUCAUCGCAGGUUAUUGCAAAGGUCGCCUCCAUUGAGAUGCCCCGUUGUGAAUGGCAAGACCUCAUUGCCAAGUUAUUGGGAAACAUGACGCAGCACGGUGCAUCUGCGCCACUGAAGCAAGCAACUCUAGAGGCAUUGGGGUAUGUCUGUGAGGAGAUUUCUCCUGAGCACUUGGAGCAGGAUCAAGUCAAUGCUGUUCUGACUGCUGUGGUCCAGGGAAUGAACCAGGCAGAGCUAAGUGUUGAAGUCCGUCUUGCAGCAGUUAAAGCUCUAUAUAACGCUCUUUAUUUUGCUGAUAGCAACUUUGCAAAUGAUAUGGAGAGGAACUAUAUAAUGAAGGUAAUUUGUGAGACUGCUGUAUCUAAUGAAGUGGAGAUCAGACAGGCAGCUUUUGAAUGCCUUGUUGCAAUUGCAUCCAUAUAUUAUAUGCACUUGGAACCUUAUAUGCAAACCGUAUUUAACCUGACGUCCAACACUGUCAAAGGAGAUGAGGAAUCAGUUGCACUUCAAGCUAUUGAGUUCUGGAGCACAAUUUGUGAUGAAGAGAUUCAACUCCAAGAAGAAUAUGAGGGAUAUGACGAUGCCGACUCUAGUGCAAAUUUUCGCUUUAUAGAAAAGGCACUCCCUUCACUUGCUCCAAUGCUGCUCGAAACUCUGUUGAAGCAGGAGGAAGAUCAAGAGCAAGAUGAUAAUGUGUGGAACAUUUCCAUGAGUGGUGGGACGUGCCUUAGACUCAUCGCUAAAGCUGUUGGUGAUGCGAUUGUCCCUCUUGUCAUGCCAUUUGUUGAGGCUAACAUCACAAAUCCAGAUUGGCAUUGUCGUGAGGCAGCUACUUUUGCAUUUGGUUCUAUCCUUGACGGUCCUUCUCUUCCGAAACUUGCUCCACUGGUACAUGCCGGACUUGAUUUCUUGCUCAAUGCAAUGAAAGAUCCCAACAGCCAGGUAAAAGACACCACUGCAUGGACUCUUGGGCGUGUGUUUGAAUUUUUGAAUUCUCCAACCAGUGUCAAUCCGAUUGUAACAAGUGGAAACCUUACGCGUAUCAUGACAGUGUUGCUGGAGAGUAGUAAGGAUGUUCCAAAUGUGGCUGAGAAAGUCUGUGGAGCUAUAUACUUUCUUGCCCAAGGUUAUGAAAAUGCAGCAGAUUCAAUCUCCUCUGUGCUUACACCUUAUCUUCCUAGUGUCAUCACCGCUCUCCUUUCUGCUACGGACUGUGUUGGCGCGACCCAUUUUAGGCUUCGUUCAUCUGCUUAUGAAGCAUUGAAUGAGAUUGUGAGAGUCAGCAACAUAGAUGAAACUUCAAGCAUUAUAGGCCAGUUAUUGCAGGAGGUCAUGAGAAGAUUGAACUUGACAUUUGAUCUCGAAGUAUUUUCAUCAGGCGACAAGGAGAACCAGAGUGACCUGCAGGCUUUGCUGUGCGGUGUACUGCAGGUCAUCCUCCCGAAACUGAGCAACUCAGAUGCGGAGUCCAUUAUCACCCAGAAUGCUGACCAGUUGAUGUUUCUGUUUCUUCGUGUCUUUGCUUGCCACGGUUCUACUGUACAUGAAGAAGCAAUGCUUGCUAUUGGUGUUCUUGCGGAUGCUAUCGGUCCAGAUUUUGUAAAAUACAUGCCGGAGUUUUUCAAGUACCUUGAAGCAGGCUUGCAGAAUCAUGAAGAAUACCAAGUAUGCUCCAUUUCUGUUGGAGUGGUGGGUGACAUUUGCCGUACACUAGAAGAUAAAGUGUUGCCAUUCUGUGAUGGAAUUAUGACUGUUCUCCUCAAGGAUCUUUCAAAUCCAAUGCUCAACCGGUCUGUCAAACCUCCCAUUUUCUCAUGCUUUGGAGAUAUUGCUCUUGCUAUUGGCGAGAAUUUUGAGAAAUACCUGCCAUAUGCCAUGCCAAUGCUUCAAGGAGCUGCUGAGCUUGUUGUAGUUUUAGAUCAAAGUGACGAUGAUAUGGUUCACUAUGGUAAUCAGCUCAGACGGGGAAUAUUUGAGGCUUACUCUGGCAUAUUACAGGGUAUAAAAGGUCCAAAAGCUCAGCUGAUGGUACCUUAUGCAACCCACCUAUUGCAGUUCACUGAAGCUGUCUACAAGGAUGGGAGCAGGGAUGAGAGUGUGACAAAGGCUGCAGUUGCAGUCCUUGGUGAUCUUGCAGAUACACUUGGCCCAAUAUCAAAAGAUCUGUUCAGGAACCACCUGUUCCAUGUCGAAUUCUUUAGGGAGUGCCUUGAUUCGGACGAAGAAGUCAGGGAGGCUGCAUCGUGGGCGCAGGGAAUGAUAAACCAAGCAGUGGUUGCUUAA